GACGUCGGCGUUAAACAUGGCUGAUGUGGAGAACACAAACAGACAAGUCGAUAAGAAAAACAUGUCUUUUAAUAUUAGAGAGAAGCUAGAUAUCGGCGAAAAUAUGCCAAAGUUACGUCAUCAAGACACUUCGGAAAGUGGAAAGAGCACUGUCGAAACACGUACAACCUCGGAGUACUGUGAAAAGUUGCAGGGGUGGAUGUGGCAGUACUACACGGCAUAUGUGAACUGGCAAAGUUGGCUGGCAGUGUCUACUUCUCCGUAUUUUGCACCGCAACCAAUGCAACCACUCACUGCACCCGUCUGGCCAGCGGAUUUCCCUAAUUUUGAUGCCCAGAACUGGUACAAUAAUCCAUUUGGACUCCCCUUAUCGACGUAUCCAACCGCCAUCCCCGCGGCUGGGAUUCCGCCUGGCGAAACGGCUGGAAGUGGUGCUGUGUCCACUUCAGUACCAGCGCAACAACAACCACAACAGAACGGCAAUGCACAACGGCCAGGUCGAGAAUACAGUAUUCCCUCUCCUCUUCAAAGGUUCAUGGCUGAAAUGGUGGAUUUCUUCAUUCUGUUCUUCAUCAAAGCAACUAUUAUUCUCAGCAUCAUGCAUCUGAGUGGGAUGAAGGACAUUUCCAAGUUCGCCAUGCAUUUCAUUGUGGAGGAAAUAGAUGAAGACACGUCCAUGGAAGAACUCCAGAAGAUGAUGCUGGUCGCCCUGGUCUACCGGAUAUUAGUGUGUUUCUAUGAGAUUGUGUGUAUCUGGGGAGCAGGGGGCGCCACUCCAGGGAAGUUUCUCAUUGGUCUCAGAGUGAUCAGCUGUGAUUCCUCCAUCCUAGUUCAACCCAACCGGGUCCUCGUGGUGCCUGCCACCAACGUCACUCUCUCUGCAUCGACAGUCCGAGCCAUGAACAAAAACUUCUCCAUUGCCUUCUUGUUCCCAGCCUUCAUCACGGUCUUCUUCUUCCAACACAACAGGACUGUGUAUGACAUGGUGGCUGGCACUAUCGUUGUCAAGCGCACCGGAGCCAGAUGACCAUUCUGAUUGGUUAAGACCAAGCUAAAGCCUGGCUGGGACCUGGCUACUAUUUUAUUUAAAGAGGUACAUGUUGCUCUCAACCCUGCAGAACAGA
Messenger RNA from Oncorhynchus nerka (sockeye salmon), 1124 nucleotides. Its product is annotated as protein FAM8A1-like. The record is from RefSeq and is a predicted model, not a curated record. The transcript has 5 exons. NCBI's taxonomy places the organism in Eukaryota, Metazoa, Chordata, Actinopteri, Salmoniformes, Salmonidae. Bases 17 to 1027 code for a protein of 336 amino acids.